Plasmopara halstedii is the source of this 669-nucleotide messenger RNA. RefSeq lists its product as uncharacterized. The transcript has a single exon. The record is from RefSeq and is a predicted model, not a curated record. The coding region runs from base 1 to 669 and encodes 222 amino acids. Lineage: Eukaryota; Oomycota; Peronosporomycetes; Peronosporales; Peronosporaceae.
AUGACAUCGUGCAUGGUCCAAGUCCAGGAUUUAUCUCGUCGUCUGCUUAAGCGUACUCGGCCACCGCUUCCGUCUAGCGCCAAUAGUUCAGCAGAAGACAGUGGCAUUGUUGGUGUCUCGGCUGAAAGCGAAGCUCUUCUCAAAGUUUGCAAGCGACAAAUUGAAUCUUCGCCGCGCUCUACGUUUCCAUUAAGGAUAGAAGAUGAGUCACUGCAAGAGGAUUUUGCGGCAAAAAUACCUGCUAGCAAGUCCACAGCUGGACAAUGGCCCUGUGUUACGGGGUGCGACGGGGUGCGCAAGGCCCUUACUUUCUUACAAAGCUCGCGUCAGCACGCAUUGAUGCUUAUGCUUCAGAAUCACUGGGAGCGUGCUAUGGGUGUGUUGGAAAAAAUUGAGAAAGCUUCAGAGAGCGUGAGUGAGCAACGUCGACAAGUUGUCAUCCAGCAAGCGAAUGCCGAUCGCAACAUGCUAGUGGAGAAACUUAUGGAUCUCGAACUUGUAACUCCACAUCGUAUUGUUCGUUUCAAUGACGAGGUAGCAGUUGCUUUUGCGGAUGACUUGGAUCGCAAGUGUGACGAGGUGUCGGAUCCUGUUCGCGAAGAAAUGCUUGUACUGCGCGCUUCCCGUAAAAUUCCUCACGAAAACUUAUCGGAAUUUUGGAACGAAUAA